Molecule: messenger RNA, 4363 nt
Organism: Toxorhynchites rutilus septentrionalis
Lineage: Eukaryota; Metazoa; Arthropoda; Insecta; Diptera; Culicidae
Gene: Notum
Product: palmitoleoyl-protein carboxylesterase NOTUM
Exons: 5
Coding region: 1243-3318 (691 amino acids)
Molecular function (GO): hydrolase activity
Source: RefSeq, a predicted model, not a curated record
GUCGGAGUGAGAUAUACUGUGCGCUCUGCUUGAAGAUCGGAGAUCUUUGUUGUCAAAGAUUUUUGGCUUUGAUAUAAGGCUUCGGAAUUCGAGGUAUUUUGGUGUUUUAUCGAGUGGAACGCGUGCGAGACAGGUGAUACGUGUGAAAUGUGUUUGAACUGUUAGCAGGAAGUUUCGCCGCCUGGAGAAAGAAAUAUAUACUCGCAGAAGGAAACAAACGGAGUUAAAAAAAACAUUUUCAUCAAUUGCCGUGAUGUUCCGCGGUUUUGAUUAAUUAGGUGUGAAUCGAGUGCGCACACGGCUUGCGCGUUAUUGGCGGCGUGUUUUUUUUUUGUUUUUCGACAUUCGGGAAUUUUUUCUCCAUUUUGGCCUUUUAUCUCCUAUCACACAGCCGCCUUAAACUAGCUGAUUGCUUGUCCCGAUGGUGCGCGGCGGCGGGAGAUGAAAGGAAGCAAGCGGAUGUGCUAGCGGUUCGCGGUCGUUCAGAAGAAAGCAAGUGCCGGGAAGUGGUUCUGACUGCCCGGAGGAGUUUUGAGUUAUAUGUUAUAGUGAGGAAAAUAGUCUUAUCUAGCGGGAUGGCUAUCCGAUUUGCGAUAAUCGUUUAUUGACGCGACAAACGUGACUGAGUGGGAAAGUGGCAGUUGUUGAAGAAGGUGAUUCUGGGAUGUCAUGCUGGUAGGAAACAAGUAGUGUACGGGGAUACGAUCGAUGGGAAUGCAAUGGAUAAGAAACAACACAAAUCGUUGGCAGGAAAAGCUUCGGGUAUUAUGAAUUGUUGUGCAAAUUGUGUGGUGUAGUUUCGCAUCGUGGGAUAAAAUAGUACUAGUACUAAAGCAAUUUUGGGAAGUAUAGAAAAAAAAACCAAGAGGGCAAACAUAACAGCGACAUCAAAGAGUAAAGUGUACCAAUGAAUUGGCCAACUAUAGCUGUAGUAGAAAUAAUAACAGAAGUAAAUUCAGCUCGAUCAAAGUGAGUUUUCCUGAAACGAAAAUUAAAUGUUCCUAACUAUAAAGAAGUAGCUUGCGACAUCAAAGGAAGAACGCUGGGCGGCAAGCGGCCAAGUCCAAACGAUAUUUUGUGUGAGCACGAGUGAGCGGGAGGGCGCACGCUGUUGUCUUCCAAGUGCUCUGCGCGCCUACGGUCUCUGCCCGAGGAGGUGACCACAGACGUGGAGGAGCAGUGUUUUGGUUUCAUCAUUCGGAUCGUGAGCAACACCAGAACGGAGAACUGACGCGGUGCAAAAUGCGAAGGAAUGCGAGUGGAGCUUUAUUUACGGCGGCGGCAGUGGCGUGUCUGAUUGUGGCACAUUUCAUCUCGCCAUGUCGAUGCCGAGCGGCUGCCGCAGCGGCAAUGGGUAACACCGCCGGCGGUAGCCAUAGACAGCGGAUGGCAAAUAUUUCCAUCGAAAGCAACUCGAUUCAGCGAUCAGUCGGCGAAACAGAAGCGUUGGAUGGGUCGGACCUAUCAUCGGUGGCGUCUGUGGCUGACAGCCACGGUGAACAAGGUGGCGCCACGGGUAUUGGUGGUGGUGGCAAUCAUCAGCCUCCGACUAGUGCAUCUGUUCAGAAGGAAUUGAAGCGGGUGUUUCUCUCUAAUCGGACGGUUACCUGCAACGACGGAUCUCAGGCUGGGUUUUAUCUCAGAAAAUCGCCUGGAUCCAGGCGAUGGGUAGUAUUCUUCGAGGGAGGUUGGCACUGUUAUGAUCAUAAAUCAUGCCGAGCGAGGUGGCUAAAGCUGAGACAUCUGAUGACUUCGGCACAGUGGCCCGAGACGAGAGAUGUUGGUGGUCUGCUUUCUCCACUUCCAUCGGAGAAUCCAUAUUGGUACAAUGCUAACCACGUAUUCGUGCCAUACUGCAGCAGUGAUUCCUGGAGCGGAACCAAGGUCCAACCGGACACGCGCGAUGGAUUGCGCUUCAUGGGUUCGCUUAUUGUGCGGCAGGUUAUGGCCGAUUUGAUUCCACUCGGGCUCGGACACUCGCAGGGGGCCGACCUGCUGAUGGCGGGUUCCUCAGCCGGGGGUCUCGGGGUUAUGUUGAAUUUGGAUAAAGUACGACACUUCCUACAGAAUGAAAAAGGUCUCAAAGUGAAUGUACGAGGCGUUAGCGACUCCGGAUGGUUCCUGGAUCGGGAACCAUACACACCUGGAGCGGUAGCAGCUUCGGAAGCAGUUCGCCAGGGUUGGAAAAUGUGGGAUGGAGCAUUGCCACAAGCCUGCGUUGCCGAACAUCCGAAUGAGCCCUGGCGGUGUUAUUUCGGUCAUCGAUUGUACAACACAUUGCGAUCUCCCCUCUUUGUGUUUCAAUGGUUAUUCGAUGAGGCUCAGAUGCGGGCGGAUCACGUCGGUGCCCCCGUUACCCCCCAGCAGUGGGAUUACAUACACGACAUGGGAGGCGCCUUGCGGGAAUCGCUGAACAAUGUUACGGCAGUAUUCGCACCAUCCUGUAUCGGUCAUUCGGUGUUGACAAAACGUGAUUGGUUGAGCAUCAAAAUUGACGACAUCAGUUUGGCCGAUGCGUUGCGUUGUUGGGAACAGUCGGAUGCUAAAGACAGACAGAUUCAGAGGCGACAAUCGAACAAAAAUCCCCAAAACCCCCAGAAGUUGCGAAGAAAACACAAUGGAGCCAGACGUAACAAACAACAACAGCAACAAAAUGGUACAAUGGGCGCGGACGAUUUCGAGCGGGAGCAGCAGCCGAGGCAAAAGUUGACCAAAGAAGAACGCGAACGAAGACGCCAGGAGCGACGGGAGCGAGAGAAUCAGCGGAAAUUGAAUAGACUAAAUCGGAAGAUCGGUAAAGACGGCGAACGAAACCAGACUCGUCAGCAGCAACAAAUCGAACAAUCCCUAUCAACGAAAGUUCCUAGAAUAGAGCGAUCACCAAAUAGUAUCGGUAACCAUAGUAAUAAUCUUAGCAGUAAUGUCAAUCCUAAGAACCCGCGCCCGAAACAACAGAACGGUCAACAUCGGUUGCGGAAUCAAAACAAAAAGCGGUUAAAUCACAAGAACCGUAACCGGAAGCAAAAACCGAACAAUCGGAAGCAGAACAUGAACGCUUUCGUGCAAGCCCUGGAUAUUGCGGAACCAAAGAAAUGCUCUCUGAGGUUGCUGGAACGGUGCAGCUGGCCCCAGUGCAACCACUCCUGCCCAACGCUCACGAAUCCACUGACGGGCGAGGAAAUGAAGUUCCUCGAGCUGCUGGCAUCGUUCGGGUUGGAUAUGGAAGCGGUAGCGACAGCUCUUGGGGUCGACAUGCAAACUCUGAACAACAUGGAUCAGGCGGAGCUAGUGAACUUACUGACGCAACAGGUCACGUAGCUUGGCUGCAGUGAUGCCGUCGGAUGUUUGUAAAUAACCGGACAAAUUAAAGCUAGAAGAGUAAUUUAUAAUUUAUUUGCCUUGCCUACAAUGGCACACCAGACAUUUAAUUGAAUUCAAAUGAAUUUUAAUGUUUGAGCAAGAUGUGUUUCUAAGUUCUAAAUUUGAAACGACCAGCCGGUGUUAUUCCGGAUGGAUCGUUUCUUCCCACGAUUCGGCCAAUGUUUUGAUUCAGAAACGCAGCUCACUUUUGUUGAGAUUAAUCGUUCGUAGUAUGUGUAAAUAUUUAAUAUUAGGGAAGCCGAGAAGCAAAUCACCCCAGACUGAAUCAUAUGUUAACAAUAUUUAUUUCAAUAGCAUAAGGCAGAUUGUAAAAUAUUUGAAUCCCGCGAGAAAUGCUCAUAAUUUCCGAGAUGGAAUAGCGACAAUUGACCCAGUAUUUAGAGCACCACUAGACUAGAAAUGGUACCCAGGCAGUACUUUUGUAUCAUAUAAUUUUAUAGCGAGAAUAGCACUAAAGCCGAACGACAGAUGUAUUUAUUUCGAAUACCUGAACAAUUAGACUGUAAAUACUGUAUCCGAUAAGAAACUCGAAAUGUCUACCUCACCGAUUACUAGCGUCACUGCGUAGUAGUAGUAUCGAAUCACUCGAAUAGCAAAUGAACACAGGAUUAAAACUGAUCGAAACAAGUAACAAACUGCAAGAGAAUCAUAUUUUGUACCUGCAAUUAGUCAUAGUAAUAGAGAAAGAACGAAACUAGUAGAAGAGAAUCUUAAUUUAAAAGCUCACCCCUUCGCAGUGGCCUCUAUAGGGAGCCCACCAUAGAAGUAUCGUAUUUUGUUAUGAUUGUUUACCUUCUUCUGGACAAAAUUACCUAGCUCGUAAGGGUUAAGAACGUUUCAUUCACCGCCACUGAUAGUAAAAGAGGAUGCUAUUGUAAUUGUAAAUAUUUAUUUAUAUAUUAUUAACCGGACAGAGAACGUCUCUGAAAUUCACAAUUCUUCAAUCAGUAUUAUGAUGCUGAGAAAGCCAAGUGAAGAUAUA